AUGGCUACUGAUCUGAAAUCUGUUUGUUCCAAAAAAUUGUUAAUUUUUGCUUACUUUCUGAUAUCGUUCCAUGGCUUCUAUCUUUGGAUAAACAAUAACAGUCUAUCCUCGGGUUUAUCUAGCCACAAGCUGUUGUACGCAAGUACCAAUGUCACCGACACCAUUGUAAAAACGUGGGUUAAUAGUCAUGCUCACUGGAUUACGGUAAAACAACGGCCGUUGUCAAGUUCUUCUCAGAAACCUGUUUCCGGAUGCCGUUUUCUACUUUAUGCCUGCUACUUAUCAUUUACUCUGAUCAGUUUAUCCGGCGACGUUCAAACCAAUCCCGGGCCCGAUGGUUCACUUAAUUUUUGGUAUCAGAACGUAAGAAAUUUAAAGGCUAAUUAUCGUGAUUCUACCACAAAUUGCUUUGACCGAGACUUGGCUGUCCAAUCAUGUACGAAAUGAUGAAAUUUUACCGGUUGGAUACAAGUUAUUUAGGCGUGAUCGACAAACUGGCAAACGGGGAGGUGGUGUAUUGUUAGCUGUGAAAGAUUCUGUCAGAACUGAACCAACUGACUUUGUUUCAGAUUUAUUGGAACUUGCUUCUGUUGUGAUUAAUUCGUCAUCUAAAAAAGUUCUUGUCCCUCUGUGUUAUCGCCCUCCUGAUUCCUCAGUUGAUUUCCUGCACGAACUGAACCGUUUCUUGAAAUUUAUUGCUGAUUCUCAAUUUAAAGAUGUUGUUUUAAUUGGCGACUUUAACUAUCCCAAUAUUCAAUGGUCUGACGGAUCGGGUUUUUCUACCUUAGGAUCAGAAAUUGGUUUUAUUGACCUUAUCACUGACUUUAGUUACUUGCAAUUAAUCAACUCAUCUGCUCGUGGCCAUAAUCUCAUUGACCUGAUUCUCACUACGAAUGAACAUUUGACUGACAACUUUGAAAUUACUGAUGAUGAUUCCAUCUCCUUACACUCGGACCAUAAAGCUAUAUCUUUUGACUUAAAAUUGCAUCAACGACCAAAACAAUCCACCGAGCGAAUAGUUUAUAAUUAUUCAAAGGGUGAUUUUGUUGGCCUCCUAAACUGUCUUCGUAACGCUUCUUUGGUGAAUUUAGUUCGCAAUAACUGUGACGACAUUAAUGUUGCUUGGUCCAAGUGGAAAGCUGCUUUCCUUACUGCUGCCGAUAGUUUUAUUCCGAAAACAUCGCUCAAGCGUUCCUUCACGCCUCCUUUAUAUUACCAAGGAUCUACUUCACGCCAUCAACAUGAAGGAGUCCCUAAGGAGAAAAGCAAAGGCUAAGAACUCGCCUCAAUUGUGGGAGAAAUUUCGCAAGACUCGGCAACACGUCAAAUGUUGGAUUAAUGCCAAGAAAAGAGAAUACUUAUCUGGACUUUCUCAAUCCUUAUACAAUAACUCUAAAUCAUUUUGGAGAUUUUUUAAGUCUAAAUCUUCAAAAUCUUCCAUACCUGAUGUAAUUAAGAUAGGGGGUCUUAAACUAUUCUCUUCUGAAGAAAAGGCUGAUGCUUUUAAUACUUAUUUUGCAUCAGUUUUUACCUCCGACUCAAAUUCUUCUUUACCUUUAAUUUCUCCUUCGCAAUCAUCAUCUGACUUUCUUGACUCAAUAACUGUUUCAGAAUUUGAAGUUCAAUCUUUGUUAUCCAGUUUGUCACCCUCUAAGGCUACUGGGCCUGAUGGCAUACCAGCAUAUCUUUUAAAGCGCUGUUCCGAAGUCAUCGCUCCGUCUUUAACAGUUCUCUUCGAGUUAUCUCUUCAGCAGGGUGUAUUUCCUUCUGAAUGGAAAUCUGCUAAUGUGGUUCCAAUACCUAAGAAAGGUGACGUUCAUGAAGUCACCAACUACAGACCUGUUUCAUUACUCUCCCAAGUUUCAAAAGUACUUGAACGCUUGAUUUUUAGACAGGUUUCUUCUUUCAUUAAAGACUCUUUGUAUGACAUUCAACAUGGCUUUCGCUGCAAUAGGUCAUGUGUUACUCAACUUUUGAAUGUGUUUCACGAUCUCGGUCGUGCUCUUGAUUCUGGCAAUGAAAUUGAUCUUCUUUAUCUUGAUUUUGCUAAAGCUUUUGACUCCGUAUCUCACAGCAAACUCUUGUUUAAACUAAAAUCUUUUGGAAUUUCCGGUCAACUUCUUAACUGGUUCGCUGAUUAUCUCCAUAAUCGGAAACAGCGUGUCGUUAUCGAAGGAGUUUCUUCAUCUUUCCUUAACGUUAAAUCUGGUGUGCCACAAGGUAGUGUCAUAGGUCCACUACUUUUCAUUUUGUAUGUGAAUGAUCUUCCAGAGGUAACUAAGAAUUCUACUGUUGCACUUUUUGCUGACGACAGUAAAUGUUACCGUGCAAUUCAGUCACCAGCCGAUCGUGAUCUCCUACAGACUGAUCUUGACUCUAUGCACAACUGGUCGAUCUCUUGGCAAUUGAAAUUUAAUGUAUCUAAGACGCUCUUGCUCAGGGUAUCUCGGAAACGCAACUCUCCAACUCACUCUUACCACCUUAACAAUCAACCUGUUAAGAUUGUAGCCAAUCAAGUCGACCUGGGUGUGGUUGUGAGCAAUGACCUUAAGUGGUCCCCUCACAUUGCCAGCUGUACUGCUAAAGCCAACCGUUUGCUUGGUUUUCUUCGGAGAAAUUGUUCUCAAAUGACUGAUACUCGCUGCCGUCGGCUUCUCUAUCUCUCACUCGUCCGAUCUCACCUGUCUUACGCCAGUGAGAUCUGGGCACCCCAAGCCUCGUCACGCGAUCUUGCGAUCCUGGAUGGUGUUCAGAGACGAGCUACUAAAUUUAUACUUCAAAAUUAUGAGUUGUCUUAUCUUGAGCGUCUUAGAAAACUUAAUUUAUUGCCUAUAUCUUACUGGCUUGAAAUAAAGGAUCUCAUCUUUUUUUAAAUGCAAACAAGGCCUCUACGACCUAGAUAUCUCCUCCUUUGUCACCUUUUCUUCUAAUCGCUCAUCUCGCACCCGUUCAAGUAAGGACAACUUGCUUCAAGUCAAUCCGUGCAAAACCUCUCCUUUUAAAAACUCUUUUUUUAACCGAAUUGUCUUUCUAUGGAACAAUCUCUCUCCGAUCAUUCGUAACAGUUCGUCUGUUUCAUCCUUUAAGCUCCAGCUCCAUUCUCAUUACUCUUCUCAAUUAGACUCUUCUUUCGAUAUUAACAGAAUGCGCACUUGGAAAACCUUCUGCUCUAAAUGCCGUUCUUUCAACUUAAGCUGUUGCUCAUAAUCUAAACUAUUAAUUUUUACAUAGCUAUGUAAAUAGUGUUCUAGUCCUUGUCUUUAAUGUAUGUCUACCUAUUGUAUUGUAUCAGGUUGGUCUUUACAUGGGACUCAUGUCCUGUUGACCAUACCUUCAAUCAUUGUUAUAAUUUUUGUAUGAUUAUAAAGUUAAUAAAUGUAACUGAACUUGAUACAAACACAAUGCAACAAGUCCAACAAUACGAAAUACAAGCAAUAAACCAGGGAUGGAUCCAGCAUGAUCUGGUAGGGUGGCGAUGCUCUGCCAGCUCUGGCCCAUCUCAAAAAUAUUAACUUCCGCAUCUUCGACCAGAUGUCCGUACGUUUUUUGUGAGCUACGAAUAUUAAGUUUAAUACGUUUUUACACGCUUAUCUUAACCUGAAUUUUACCCGAAACAACACCCGCUUUUAGGGGAAAUCACCUAAAUUUUUUGAACAUCGUUCAAAAAGCGUUCAGAAAAGUGGUCCAAAUAUAGCGAUUUAUGACGUCAAAAUGCUACAGUCAGCGGGGGAUUGAGUUACUAAAUUUAGCAUUUUUGCUACAGUCAGAUGAAGCAAACCAAUCACAGUGCUGCAAUGCUCUACAGUCAGCUACAGUUGCGCAAUUCGAUAGGAACUUUAGAGCGAUGUUAUUUGGCUAUAUUUGUUUGCGCUUUUACCGAGCUAAUUUCUUUCGAAGAAAAACUAAGUAGACUAAAGCGCUAUGUGAGGAUGCCAUCGGAAGCAAAGUUAAGGCCGAUCGCCUGAAAGAUCGCGAGGUAUUUGUGUGUGAUUUUUCGAAAUUACAAUUCGAAACGGCGAAAAAGCGCGCCCGUUGAACCACGUUCGGGUCAGGUAAACUUAUGAAUAUUAGAAUAUAUUAGAAUAUAUAAUAUGGAAAUUGCCCGUCGGAGAUUUCGAAAAUUUAAUAGUAAAUAUAUAGAAAGCAUCAAAAUUGCGCGUCCGAUAUUUCCGCCGCGCGAUAUAAACUUUCCACACUGGUAAAUGAUAACAACACAAAACUUCGGAUUGAGAGAUAGGUACGUUUCAUACUGAAUUACCGUAACUCAAAAAUACAAGCAAAACCUCGAAAUGUGGCUUGUAUAUUUAAGGGUUGAAUCUCUGUUAAUCAGAAAGUUUCUUUCAGUAUAUAAAUGUGUCUGUUUGCGUUAUAUAUCGUUCUGCCCAUUGAUUUUUUGCAUUGAUUCAUUUGAUUGUAAUUGUGUUUAUAUACUGUAUGUUACACAUGUGCGGUAUGAUAUUAAAUUACAUAUUAAUAAGGGGAGGAAGGCUGGUCUUAAACUUUGCAUACAGUAAUUAAGAAUGUAGAUCUGGUAUGACUUGGUAUGUCGUUUAACCAUUUUACUGUCUUUACGUGUUUUUGUAACUUUUUGUCUAAAAUAUGGCCUUAUUAAGGUCAAAUUUUAGAACAUAAUUCGAUGCUCAGAAUGCAGGAAAUGAUGUUUCCAGGCUUCAAAUUUCAAAAAUUUUACAGGGGGGCAUGCCCCCGGACCCCCCUAGAUUACGUGGUGCCUCCUCAGUUUGGGAUUAUGCUACAGUCAGAUUUUUAGCUGGAUCCGCCCCUGAAUUACUGUAUCUCAUUUUGUCUCUGAUAAUUUUUUGCUUUAUCAUGAAAAAUAGCACCUCCCUGCACCCCCUCUGGCCAGGGCUAGGGGGUGUACCCCCCCCCCAGUAAAUCCAUCCCUGCAAUAAACUACUGACGGCAUCACCCCAAAGAGCGGUAAUGGAUCAUAUCUUAACUUAUUUUACACGUGAAAAAAAUUACAGUCGCCCUGAAGAAUACGAAAAAAUUAUUAGUAGAGAUUUUUUCACAAGUGUUGUCAAUUAUUCACUAUGCAUCAAUAAAGUAUAGUCCCCGUUCAAGUCACUCAUUUCCUCCUUAUGAGGACUAUACUUGUGAGAAUUUAUUGGUUUAUUUUAACAAAUUUAAUACCACAUUAUGAUCAUGUCCAACAAUCUCAUUAGCAUUUUGUCAAUUCCUUUGCACACAGUUGACAUUCUUUUAGCUUAUUUUCUAACUCGUCAAUUCUCCAAAUGUACCUUCAGGAGAGGCUACAGGUUCCAAAGUGGAUUGUGAGAGUAGUGGAACUGUUGUAGUAUGGCAUAUUGUUGUGACGUUGGUGUCCGGAUUUAUUCUUGGAAUUCUCUUUUUCUACAUUGUCUGGUGUUCUCAUCGUCGUUGGUUGAGAAACAGAAACCCUGAUCGAAACCCUGAACCAAAGAUAACUGAGGCUGAUACAACUUAUCAAGAGCUUGAUCUUACAAAAAUGAACAAAGAAGAUAAUUAUCAGUCGUUGAGAGUGAAUGCUGUGACUCAUGACGCUGGAAAUCAAGCUGGAAAUGACGAUAACUCUACUUAUACAGAGUUGAGCAAAACCAGAGAUAUGGAGAACAAAUAUCAAUCUUUAACUUGA
Paramuricea clavata is the source of this 5632-nucleotide messenger RNA. Lineage: Eukaryota; Metazoa; Cnidaria; Anthozoa; Malacalcyonacea; Plexauridae. The record is from the annotation of a GenBank genome assembly.